GCAAGCCAACCCCCCGCCCGCCUAUCGCUUCUUCCUUUUCUGUCGUGGUUUUGCGUGUGUGUGUAUGCGUGUGUGUGUAUGCGUGUAUCUUGCGUGUCACGCUUUCAACGACCCUCUGCCAAGCAGGAUCAAUAAAGGGAGACCGGGGGCGGGGUUAGGGGAGAGAGAGGGAAAAGGCGACACACAUAUACAUACAUAUUGAUAUACAUAUACACACACUAUGAAGGACUAUUUUCAUUGUUUUUGAUUGGUUUGAUUAUUAUUAUUAUUAUUAUUAUUAUUAAUUUCAUGAAAUUUAAUGCACCACUUGAAUUUUUUUUAAGUACCUCAAAACAGUGUACAGAAAGAUAAAACAGGAAAAAGAAAGGGGGGGAUCACAGCUGUGCCAGAAGUUAAAAUACUACAAGUAUUAAGAUUCACCUCUGCUUUCUAAGCACCUGGGCAGACUUGUCUAAACAGGAAUGUUUCCAUCAGGUGCUGAAAAACGUACAGUGAAAAGGAGGUGUCUGCUUGAACUCAAUAGGCAGGGAGUUCCAAAGUGCAGGUGCUGCCACACUAAACGAAUGGGUAUUAUGUGGCACCUGUAUUUUGCUUCGUUUUAUUUAUUGAACAAGAAGAGUAUUGUUUUACUCUCAUCACCCAAUUUUGCAGGCAGCUGUGUUGGUCUGUUUAAGAAAGCGACCGAGGGAAGGAGGAGAUAAAAGACCCCCAAAAGUUAACAGUAAGGCAGGAGUGGGGAAUCUGCAUGCUGCCCCCACCAAAAAAUGUUUUUGGGACUAUAAAUCCCAUCGUUCUUGACUGCUGACCAUGCAGUUUGAGCCCAGCAAUAUCUUGGGAAGGCUACACCUUUCCCACCUCUGGUUCAGUGUCUUUAUUAAGGCUGAUCUUUUGCACACUUAAUUAUCUGGGACUAUGCACCUAUCAAGUACAGUGGUGCUUGCUUCUGAGUAAACGUGUAGGGUUAUACUGAUGGAGCAGUUAAAAAAGAGUAGUGUUCUUUAGUUCCUAGCCUGUUGCCCUUAUUUUACUAUUGGGUGGGUGCAAAAUCUCCCUUUCUGUCAUUUGUUUGUGAUGCCAAAAGGAGUAGGGAAUUAACUAUAAAGUUGAACAGAUUUAUCAAGGCAUAAGCAUCCAUGGGCUGGAGCCCACUUUGUCCUCAUUUGGCAGAUAAUGACAAAUUUCCAUAUAUAUCCGAAUUUGUGUGUAUCCAUGUGUUUAAUUUUGGGUCUUUAUCCUUUUUGAUCAAAGCAGCAUUUAAAAAGAACAAAACCAUUAAUAACAACUAGGUUAAAGUUAAAACAACAGCACAUUGCUAGCUGAGGCUAGCAUUUUAUAUAUUUGGGCUCAAGCCCAUGGAUGUCUACGCUACAAUAAAAUUGUUCAUCUUUAAGCUGCCACUGGGCUCCUUACUGUAGUUGAUGUAGCAGACCAACGUGGCUACCCCUCUGGAUUUGGUGGUGGCAGUGAUCAUACAUGAUCCAUAGAAGUGAUGGGGACGAUGACACAAGACUCAGUUUGGGAGGGGGGGAGCGGGCAGUCUUAGGUAGAAGUGCUUUCUUGCAAUAUAGGAUUCAGGCUUCACUUUUGAUAACACUUGGUAAUUCUAGAAGCCUCUGGCCUCCCCCAAUGUUCACUUCCUUCCUGGCAGAGGGUUGACAUAUAAUGCCCCCCCUCCCCCUUGUAGGAGGGUUGUGUAUGGUUGUAUAUAUUUAUAUAUGCUGGGGUGGGAAUGAUCUCCUUUUCAAACCAAACUUCAUAAUGGCUUCUCCUAUGAACUGAACGAAGACGAGCUUUUUUGUUUGUGUACUGGAAAAUAAACAAAAUAACUUGUCUCCUUUUCCCUUGGGUUUUAGAUGGGUUUUCAAGUAGCCUAAUUUUGGAAUGUAUCCCUUUUGGUAUUGUGUUGGUGGCUGGAACGUUUUGUGAUGGUACCUGGAAUGUUUUGUAUGGAAAAUGCCUUUCCAUCCUAACUUCCAGCAAGUCCUGUAGACUGAUGGACUCAGCUGUUGGUGAUGUGUCAGCCCUAAAAUAAAAUACCUCUUCCCUAGAUCACUGUUGAGAGUCCGCCUCUUCUGUUGUUUAGCUUAUUUCUGUUUCACUCUUCCUUCACUGCUGUCUAGGUGGCAUCUUUGCAACACCCCAUGUGAGGCAGGUUAAGUUGGUGAAUAGUGAUAGCUUUGUAGUGAAUGAGCAUCAUAGCUCAACAUGGACCCCAAACCUUCGAUUCCUGCUUCUUAACAUUUACAUCUAGUAUUGCUUCUGGCAUGUGCCAGCAAAUGUUUAAGCAGCUGCUACAUAUGUUGCUGUUUAUCUAAUUUGGUUCAUUAUGUUGCUGAUUGGAGGUGCACUGGUAGGAUUAGAAUCUGAUAGUGAUUUUUGACUCGUGGAAACCUUUCUGAUUGCAAUGUUUAGGUAAUGGCUUCUGCAAUCUUUGUAUAUCUUCCUUACGCUUGGUAGUGCUUUCAAUUUUGAACAAAGCCUUCUAAAUGGAGCUUUGUGUCUGGUUGGAUAGUCUCAGUGUUGGAAGAUUUUCCGUCUGUGCUUUUAGUGGAUGGUUAUGUAGGGACUUUUUCACGAAUACUAAUAUACAAGGAGACUGAACCAGAUUUUUAAGUAGUGAUGAAUUCCCCAUAACACUCAGCACAGGAAAGUCUGAAUGACUUUGGUUUGAAAAGGGGCACAUGGCAUAUUGUAAAUGUUUGCUCCUUCCGUUUCAAUUUCACACAAAGCCCCAAAUUGAAAACUAAUUUUUAUGUUAUGAUAAAUAAUCCCAAAGUGAUAGCACUCUUGAACUUAGGCAAAGCACAUGACAAAUUACUUUCCGUGGGAAUUUCUGUAAAGGACCAUUGUAUGCCAGUAAAGACUGAAAAUGAAUUGUCUACAGAAAACCUCUAUAGAUACUAGAUAAUAAAGUUUCUUUUUCCAGGUACACAACCAAACAAUUGUUUUUUGUUUGAAGGAUUGGUGAUGAGGUUAUAAAUUGAUUAUUGGUUGGAAUUCGGUUCCAUGCUAAGCAAAUUGAAUAGCAGUGUAAAUUCAAGUGUCUUAUGUGCUGGUGGAAUUUUCAGUAGGAUUAGGGAUGGGGACACACACACACUUAUUGGGCAGCUUGUAGUCUGGAAUGAAUCAGCUGUGAAGAACGGUGGGAGCAAAUUGUAGCAUAUGCUCAUGGCCUAUAAAGUAAACAAUCUACAUUUGUAAAUUAAGGAGGUUUGACAAACAUACACACAACUGUAAUACAAGUAGCUUUCAGAUGGGCAGGGAAAUUUUUAUAUUUUUCUAGGAAUCCUCAUUUUUAUCUUGAGCUGUCCAAAAUUGUUCAUCUUCAUCAGAAGAUGAAAUAACAUUGGUAUUGAGAUAUUCAAGGCCAAAAUUCCUGUGGAAAAAUGCUUUUGGUAAUCUGUUGCUUGUUGUGAUAUUUUUUAUUUUAAGCUGGUCAGACUUUUAUGCAGUGUCCAUCUCGGACUGGUGGAAUUCAUUGCUGUGUCAACUCACUUUUUCCAAAUCACAUGGAAACUAUUGGAUUAUUACUAACAUUCUUCAAUAAACUAAGCUAAACCAAUGUUGCACAAAUCCACAGAAAUUAUUAGACAAUAAAAAUGCUUACUAAGUUACUUGCCAAUCAUACAUUUAUAGCACACACUUCAGUUUACAAAAAUAUAUUUGAUUGCCUGAGGGUGAUUCUUACUUGCCAAAGGUGACUAAAUGAAAAGCUGUUUACAAGCCCAAAAUAAACCAUUUAACUGUAUUUAAGGAGACUUCUGUAUCUCUUGAGCAUUAUGGUAUUUUUAGUACCUUCUGUAGAGAACCUCCUUAAAUUGCACAUAUGUUACUGUUCCUAUAUAUGUGUGUCUCUCUAUCACAUAAUCAGCACUUCUUUCCUCAGCCAAAUGGCUAGGGGCCGAGCCUAGCCAUGAUUUUACCUCCAAUGGACGCAAGUUUCUUUGGUGAAGAUUUCUCCUGAGAGUUCGAGACUAGCAGAAAGAAGCGAGGAAAUUGCGACCGUUUGGUUCUUACGGAUAGGUAUUUAUGUAUUUGGGUUUGUGUAAAUGUAACAUAUUGCCUUUCCACAAAAAAUAUGUAUUUUAUCAAGGGUGUUGAAUGGUUGAACCAUAAACGGUAAGAACAAUGGAGGAAUUGGUUCUUUUUUAACUAGUAAGAUCUUUUGUAAUAGUCUUAAAAGGGGAUUUGAAACCUAUAUUUUAAAAAAAUUGUAGUGGGUGAGAAGUGAUUAGUCAGAUUAAAAUACUGAUUUAAUUCAUAUUAAAUCUUCUUUUUCAAAUGUGUGUGGUAAGUAUUUGUAUAGUGGCAGAAACUAAAGCCAAAGUUCUUCCAUUGACCAUAUCUUUCAUGUUGCAGGUAUGAUGGGCGUGGUCACCUGCAUGACCUUUCUGAAUAUGAUGCUGAAUAUUCCACAUGGAACAGAGAUUACCAGUUGUCUGAAGAGGAGGCUAGAAUAGAAGCCCUCUGUGAUGAAGAGAGAGGAAGAAUAUAAGAGACUGAGUGAAGCUUUGGCAGAAGACGGUACCUAUAAUGCAGUGGGAUUCACUUACAGUAGUGAUUACUAUGAUCCUUCGGAGCCCACUGAGGAGGAGGAACAGCCUUCAAAAGCAAAAGCUGCUGCGGCCAAGGCAGAACAUGUAGAGGAAAAUGAAGAACCAUUUGUUGCUCCUUUGGGACUGACUGUACCUUCUGACGUGGAGCUGCCACCGACAGCCAAAAUGCAUGCAAUCAUAGAACGGACUGCAAAUUUCGUCUGCAAGCAGGGGGCUCAGUUUGAGAUUAUGCUGAAGGCAAAACAAGCUCGGAACUCUCAGUUUGACUUUUUGCGAUUUGACCACUACCUCAACCCUUACUACAAGUUUAUUCAGAAAGCUAUGAAGGAGGGGCGAUAUGCUGCCACUUCAGAAAAGAAAAAAGAAGAGGAAAAAAAUGCAGGAGGUACUGAUGAUGAAGAUGAUGACUACGAUGGAGAUAACUACCUGCACCCAAGCCUCUUUGCUUCUAAAAAGCACAGUAGACUUGAAGAGCUUAUGAAGCCUUUAAAGGUGGUGGACCCUGAUCACCCGCUGGCAGUGCUUGUUCGCAAGGCUCAGGCUGACAAUAACUUGGCUGCCCCACAGCCAGCUGAAGGAGCAGCUGUUCAGUCGUCACAAAUAGAAUAUUCUUCAGAUCCUACUGUGGCAGCCAUGUAUUACAGUUACUACAUGCUGCCAGAUGGAUCAUAUUGCCUCGCCCCUCCACCCCCAGGAAUUGACAUGGCAACUUAUUACAAUGCACUACCAGCAGGAGUGACUGUGUCUAGCACUACAGGAGUAGCCACAAUGACAGCACCACCUCCUCCUGGCACUACACCACCACCAUCUGCAGAGGCAACUGAUGACACCAGUGGUGUAACGCCUGCCACGACUACUUCAACAAGCACAAUUCCUUCUGUGGUUACCAUCAUCCCCCCACCUCCAGACAUCCAGCCCGUGAUUGACAAGUUAGCUGAAUAUGUUGCUAGGAAUGGGAUUAAAUUUGAGACCAGUGUCCGUGCCAAGAAUGAUCUAAGGUUUGAGUUCCUGCAACCUUGGCACCAGUAUAAUGCCUACUAUGAAUUUAAGAAACAGUUUUUCCUUCAGAAAGAGGCCAGUGACAGCUCAAAGCAGGUAGCAACUUUAUCAGAGGAUGUCCCUGCUGAUACUGCCAACACUGAACCUGGAGAAGCCCAGUUUCCCGCUGACAGCAUGUCUGAAGAUGUAGAGUCUGCUGCCCAAGGAAAUGAUAAACAAGAUGCACUGGCCAUUAAAAUUUCCAAUGAUGGCAAACUGGUAAAAGCAUCCUUUGCACCAAUAAGCUUUGCAAUCAGGGCCAAAGAAAAUGACAUGCUCCCCUUGGAGAAAAACCGUGUGAAACUUGAUGAUGACAGCGACGAGGAGGGGGAAGAAGGCAAGGAAGGCCAAGAGAAUGCCAGUAGCACCUCAAACAGCCAUUCCGCAUUUGCCAUGUCCAGUGGGGCUGCUGAAGAGAAGAAGCCUCAGCUGACACAGGAGGAGCUGGAAGCCAAACAAGCAAAGCAGAAACUAGAGGACAGAUUAGCGGCGGCGGCAAGGGAAAAGCUAGCCCAAGCCUCCAAGGAAUCGAAAGAAAAGCAGCUUCAGGCGGAACGAAAAAGAAAAGCUGCACUGUUCUUGCAGAACCUGAAGAAUCCCCUGGCAGAUGCAGAGGUUGAGAAAAUGGAGGAGCAUGCCUUCAAUAUAGAGACUGUUGGUAACAUGCAGUGUCCCCUGUUGACUGGCAUCAGGACAUUGCCGACCUUGGAAGCAAAGGCACCUGAAAGGCCUUCAAGCAGAAGCAGAGAUCUGCCCAGGGAAGAAGAGCGGGAGAAAAAGAAAAAAAAGCACAAGAAAAGAUCACGGUCACGGUCAAGGUCGCCUCCUUCCAAAUAUCACUCUUCGUCAAAAUCCAGGGUUCGAUCACAUUCAAAAGCCAAGCACUCACUUCCCACUGCCUAUAGAACUGUCCGGCAUUCCAGGUCUCGCUCAAGAUCACCCAGGAGAAGAGCUCACACACCUGAAAGGCGCAGGGAGGAGAGGAGCGUCCCAACUGCAUAUCGUGUCAGCAACAGUCCAGGAAUGAGUAGGCGGCGCACACGUUCCAGAAGUCCUCAUGAAAAGAAGAAAAGGAGAUCUCACUCCCACACCAAGUCCAAAGCGAGGUCUCAUUCGCCAUCCAUCUCUCCAGGCAAACAAUCUGCACAUAAGAACUCCACCCAUUCAGCCAGUGUCUCUCCUGUGGAGAGUAGGGGAUCCAGCCAAGAGCGUUCUGGGGGAGUUUCUUUGGAAAAAGACGGCCAGAUCUCUUCAGCGAUUGUGUCGUCAGUGCAGAGUAAAAUAACUCAGGAUCUUAUGGCCAAGGUGAGGGCAAUGCUCGCAGCUUCCAAAAACAUCCCAACUAGUGCCUCCUGAGACCAGAAGGAGGGACUCUUCAGAAUACUGUGUACAGAAGGAAACUUGGUUCCAGUGGUUCCCAACAGCAGAGUUCAAGGAGCUGACAUCCUUGUUGUGUACAGAAGAUCUCAUUGGAACUUCAAUGAUUUUUCCACGUCAAACUUCCUUUUGAUAAAAUAAGCCUUUGGGGGUUUUGUAAAUUACGUUUUGACCAGUUCUUCAGUAAGAAUCUUACCAUGAGCAAUGUCUGUAUAUUUGUAAAUAAAAUGUUCCUGCGGAUGUUAACACAAAUUAAAAUGCAGAUAAACCAUUUUUAUUA
Molecule: messenger RNA, 7251 nt
Organism: Podarcis raffonei (Aeolian wall lizard)
Lineage: Eukaryota; Metazoa; Chordata; Lepidosauria; Squamata; Lacertidae
Gene: SFSWAP
Product: splicing factor SWAP
Exons: 17
Coding region: 4473-6950 (825 amino acids)
Biological process (GO): RNA processing; mRNA 5'-splice site recognition
Molecular function (GO): RNA binding
Source: RefSeq, a predicted model, not a curated record